UAAUGAUUGACACUGUAACUGCAACGCAGCUUGCUAAUGGUGUUGCAUGUAAUGGAGUUUCAGAUCAGAUGGGGUUGAGGCAACAUAAAAAGGCAUUGCUUGAACUCUUAGAUAAAGUGGAAGAUGUUAUUUCUAUUGAAGAUUCAGUGUCUAGAGAUGUGGAGGAAUCUCCAUUUCAAGUUGAAGAUAAAAAAGGCAAAAGAAUGCCUGUCAGUUUGGAUAACACAGUGAAAAGAGCAGAGACAGCUCUAACAGAAACGGUUACUCGGAAAUCUUCCUAUUGUAGUUUUCUUGUAUUGGAGGUAUCUGAGAAGAGUGGAGAUGCUGAUUCAUCAUGUGAUCAAUGCCUGUUUAAGGUUAUUUGGUUACGAAAUGAGCAAAGUGGAGAAGAGAGCUCUGUAUAUUUACUAGAUGAGUGGUUUUACAGUGUCAUUGCUCCUGGAGAUACUGUCAAUGUUAUUGGUGAAUUUGAUAACCAAGGACAGUGCCAAGUGGAUCGUCACAAUAAUUUUAUAAUUGUUCAUCCGGAUGUUUUGGUGUCCGGAACUAGGGUUACAGCUAGCUUCGUUUGCCCGAGGCGAACUGUUCUGGAUGAAAGACUAAAAUCCAAUGAGCAUUCAACUGCAGCACUAAGUGGUACAGUGUUGCACUAAGUUUUUGAGGAUUGAAAACUACCCUAUGACCUUGUAAACCUUUUAAUGUAUUAGGAUAUUG
Messenger RNA from Malus domestica (apple), 714 nucleotides. Its product is annotated as DNA replication ATP-dependent helicase/nuclease JHS1-like. The record is from RefSeq and is a predicted model, not a curated record. Lineage: Eukaryota; Viridiplantae; Streptophyta; Magnoliopsida; Rosales; Rosaceae.